AUGUCGUCCUCCCCUAACAUGCUAACCAAGUUUGAGUCUAAGUCCUCUCGGGCGAAAGGUCUUGCCUUCCAUCCCAAGAGACCAUGGAUCCUGGUCACCCUUCAUUCCUCGACCAUCCAACUUUGGGAUUAUCGCAUGGGCACUCUAAUUGAUAGAUUCGAAGAGCAUGAUGGUCCAGUCCGCGGCGUGGACUUCCACAAGACUCAACCUCUCUUUGUAUCCGGCGGUGACGAUUACAAGAUUAAGGUGUGGUCGUACCAAACAAGAAGAUGUCUGUUCACUCUUAACGGCCAUCUGGAUUACGUCCGUACUGUUUUCUUCCAUCACGAGCUCCCCUGGAUUAUCUCUUCCUCGGACGAUCAGACAAUUCGUAUCUGGAACUGGCAGAACCGCUCUCUGAUUUGCACCAUGACGGGACAUAACCACUACACCAUGUGCGCCCAAUUUCAUCCGAAGGAAGAUCUCGUCGUAUCUGCCUCACUCGAUCAGACUGUCCGCGUUUGGGACAUAUCUGGACUUCGAAAGAAACACUCCGCCCCCACAUCCAUGAGCUUCGAGAACCAGGUCGCUCGCUCAAACCAAAACCAAACUGACAUGUUCGGAAACACUGAUGCAGUCGUCAAAUUCGUUUUGGAAGGUCAUGACCGUGGUGUCAACUGGGUUGCUUUUCAUCCUCACAUGCCUCUCAUUGUUUCCGCUGGUGACGAUCGCCUGGUGAAGCUUUGGCGCAUGAGUGAAACUAAGGCCUGGGAGGUAGACACUUGUCGAGGGCAUUUUCAGAAUGCUGAAGGGUGUCUUUUCCAUCCACAUCAAGACUUGAUCCUAUCGACUGGCGGUGACAAGACUAUUCGAGUUUGGGAUCUCAACAAGCGAACGGCAGUUCAGACGUUUAAACGCGAAAACGACAGGUUCUGGGUCAUUGCUGCACACCCUGAAAUCAAUCUGUUUGCCGCCGGUCAUGACAAUGGUGUUAUGGUGUUUAAAUUGGAGCGUGAGCGACCUGCCUCAGCUGUUAAUCAGAACACGCUCUUUUUCCUUAGCAAGGAGAAACUCGUCAAAUCCUACGAUUUCCAGAAGAAUAUCGAGAGCCCGACUCUGUUGUCGCUAAAAAAACUGGGCAGCGCGUGGGUUGCCCCCCGAACAUUGUCCUACAACCCGGCUGAGAGAUCUGUUCUUGUGACAACCCCCGCUGACGAAGGCUCAUAUGAGCUCGUUAAUCUCCCGGAGGAGGGCAGUGGCAAUGUUGAGCCCACUGAAUCCAAACGUGGUCCCGGAAACUCGGCUAUCUUUGUGGCCCGAAACCGAUUUGCUGUUUUCAAUCUCUCUACUCAGGCUAUCGAUAUCAAGGACCUGUCAAACAACACCACGCACUCGUUCAAAGCGCCAGCUGGCACCACUGAUAUAUAUUUUGGGGGUACAGGCAAUUUGCUCAUCAUCACUGCUACUGCUGUCCAUCUCUAUGACAUUCAACAAAAUACGAGUACAGCCGAGCUCGCAGUCAACGGCGUGAAGUACGUGGUUUGGUCCAAUGAUGGCCUCUACGCUGCUCUCCUUAGCAAGCACAACGUCACCAUUGUCACCAAGACGCUUGAGCAAGUGAGCACGCUCCAUGAGACAAUUAGAAUCAAGAGCGCAACUUGGGAUGACGCUGGUGUCCUUCUGUACUCCACCCUCAACCACGUGAAGUACACCCUGCUCAACGGCGAUAACGGCAUUGUCAGGACACUGGACCAGACUGUAUACCUUGUCCGGGUUAAGGGACGCAAUGUUUACUGCCUGGAUAGGUCCGCAAAACCGCGCAUCCUCCAAAUUGACCCCACGGAGUACCGAUUUAAGCUCGCGGUCGUCAAGCGCAACUAUGAGGAGAUGCUCCACAUCAUCCGCAAUUCUAGUCUUGUCGGCCAAUCCAUCAUAUCAUAUCUACAAAAGAAGGGCUACCCUGAUAUUGCUCUCCAGUUUGUUCAGGAUCCUACAACCAGAUUUGAUCUCGCCAUUGAAUGCGGCAACUUGGACGUUGCGGUAGAGAUGGCCAAGGAACUCGACAAGCCAAAAUUUUGGAACAGACUCAGCGCUGAAGCUUUGUCUCAUGGCAAUCACCAAAUUGUUGAGAUGUGUUACCAGAAAUUGAAGCAGUUUGACAAGCUGUCCUUCCUCUACUUGGCAACUGGUGACCACUCCAAGCUUGCCCGUAUGGCUAAGAUUGCUGAGCACCGCGGCGACUUUACUGCUCGGUUCCACAAUGCUCUGUUUCUAGGUGAUGUGGAGGAUCGCAUCCAGAUGUUCAAGGAAAUUAACCUUUACCCCCUGGCAUAUAUGACCGCCAAAUCCCACGGGUUGGAUGAUGAAUGUCAGGCCAUUUUGGACGCGACUGGAAUUACGGAAGAACAGCUCACCAUGCCUGCUCUUGGCAAACCCUUUGUCCCCCCAAAGCCCAUUGUGCCGACCUUCCAGCAAAACUGGCCUACAAAGGCCACAUCUCAGUCAUUCUUCGAAAAGGCCCUUCUCGGACAAGUGGAAGAUCUUUCACUCGAAGAUAAUACUGAUGCUGCGGUAGGAUUCGAUGCAUAG
Molecule: messenger RNA, 2568 nt
Organism: Cordyceps militaris CM01
Lineage: Eukaryota; Fungi; Ascomycota; Sordariomycetes; Hypocreales; Cordycipitaceae
Product: Coatomer, WD associated region
Exons: 5
Coding region: 1-2568 (855 amino acids)
Biological process (GO): retrograde vesicle-mediated transport, Golgi to endoplasmic reticulum; endoplasmic reticulum to Golgi vesicle-mediated transport; intracellular protein transport
Cellular component (GO): COPI vesicle coat
Molecular function (GO): protein binding; structural molecule activity
Source: RefSeq, a predicted model, not a curated record